CUCUGCCUAGGCAAACUUCGUCGCAUUUUCUAAUCAAAACAAAGAAGAAAAUUUAAAAUUAAAACGAAAAACUAAUUGCCCGGCAGCUAUGAACGAAUCUGUGCGUUAUGACCGCUGUCAGCAGAUCCAGUUGGGUGUCCUGACCGAAUCGCAAAUGUCGGCGGGCGAGGAGCCGCCCCCACAGGCCCUGGGAACAGGAAACAUUCUGUUCACUCACGAUGGGGUGCUGCUGAAGAAGGCCAGUGCGGAGCAUAUUUCCGAUCUAAACACAAGUGGCUCCUUGUCCUUGGUGGAGUAUACGUCGUCAGAGCUGCCUCGCCGCCGUCUGUAUCUGGAAUGGCAGCCAAACGACAGCAUCAUGAUUGCCGACGACAGCCAGGAUCAGGGUGACUGGGCACUGGUGGAUAGAAUAUCGGGGCGGAACCGCACCACCUCCGAGUGCCGCGCCUUCAACACAAAGCCCAGCGAACAGGGCAACGGGACACCAGCCCGCGCGAGAAUCAUGCGAGUCCUGCUGGAUGAACUGGAUGCGGUCGAAGUGCGUCAUCGCGGUCAGACCAUACGGUUCAUCCGCAAGUCCGGCGGCGGCGUCCACAGCGAGUUCUUCUUUCAGCAUGGCAAUGCCGAUCUGUUUGUGCGCUCCAUGCGGGAUCUGCACUUCAUAGAGAGCUCCGAGACGACUCGGGGCGGCGAGGAAUAUGCCAUCCUGACCACCGAGAAUCAAAAGCUGAAAAAGACCUUUGCGGAGCUGGACAUUGGCGAUAUCAAGUCCAGUCACUUGCCGCGUGAGAGCUGGCUGCCCAACAAGCUGGCUGGCUUCCUAGGCAACAUCCCAGACUAUGUGCAGCCGCCGUUCCAGCGCUCGCCCAAGUCGCGGCCGGGCACACUGCUGAGUGGCGAUCGCCAGACUUCGCCGGACAACUACCAGAUAAUUGGAUUGAGUGGCAGCACCAACAGCGCCUGCUCAUCCAACAGCCAGAGCCGCGGAGGCAGUGCAGACAAGUCACCGGCGGACAGCGAGCUGGAGAACCUCAAUGCUCAGGACGAGAAAAUUGUCAACAACUUGCCCGAUCGCCAGAGAGUGGAAAGAGGUUUGCCCCUUACUGAGGCCCAGUGGCUGGAGUUUAAGACACCAGAUGGGCGCAUCACGGACAGCGACAUUGUUAAGGAGAUCGUGUUUCGUGGCGGCAUAACCCAUGGACUGCGCUGCGAGACGUGGAAGUACUUGCUGAACUACUAUCAUUGGUCCGAUACCGAGGCGGAGCGCAUGGAGCGGCGCAGGCUAAAGUCGUUGGAGUACUACAACAUGAAGGCGCAAUGGCUGUCAAUGACCACAGCACAGGAGGCAAACUUUUGCGGCUAUCGUGAGCGGAAGUGCCAAAUCGAGAAGGAUGUAAAACGCACCGAUCGCUCGCUUCAGUUCUUCGCCGGAGAGGACAAUCCCAAUCUGGCCCUGCUGCAGGGAAUUCUUAUGACAUACGUAAUGUACAAUUUCGAUCUGGGCUAUGUUCAAGGAAUGUCGGAUUUGCUGGCUCCCAUUCUAGAGAAUCAGGUGGACGAAGUGGAUGCCUUCUGGUGCUUCGUGGGGUUCAUGGACAUGGUGUUCACCAACUUUGACAUGGACCAGGCGGGCAUGAAGAACCAAUUUGCUCAGCUGCGUCGCCUCAUCGAGUUUGCCAAUGCGCCAUUAUUCAACUACAUGCGCAGCCAUGACUCCGACAAUAUGUACUUCUGCUUCAGGUGGCUGCUGGUGUGGUACAAGCGAGAGCUGAGCAACGAGGAUGUGCUCAAGCUGUGGGAGUGCCUCUGGACGCGCCUGCCCUGUCCCAACUUUCACUUGCUCUUCUCCGUGGCCAUUCUGGAUCAGGAGACAAAUGUGAUCAUCGAGAGUCAGUACGAAUUCACUGAAAUACUAAAACAUGUCAACGAGCUAUCGGGCCACAUUCACGUUCCACGCACCCUGGAAAUUGCCGAAGCCAUCUACUUGCAGCUGAAGGCAUCCGAGACGCUGCCCAACGACAUUCGCCUCAUCAUUGGAGAGCCUCUACUGCCGCCAGUGGCAGGCGAGGAGCCGGAGGGAGCAAUGGACGAGGAGCCUACCUACUCGGAUGAUGGCUUCGAUGAACUGGUGCCCGAGCCAACGCCUGAGGAGAAGCAACGGCAACAGGCCCUGCUGGAGGAGGCCUGCGAACGGUCACUCUUCCUCACAUACCACUAAUUUGGAAGGAAACAGGCUAAGCCAAGCCGAGCCAAGCCAAACGCCAGCCCCUAGCAAAUCAUGCGCAAAUUAUCUUAGACUUUAAGACUCGAAGUUUACUACCGCAUCGAAGCGAAGCGAAGUGCUUUAACUGCUGAUACACAGAUUUAUAUAUUGUAUAUUAUACAUAUUUGUACGUUUUGUAUUUAUUGUAAGUUCUUUCCAAUCCCCAUCACCCAUCCUCACAUACCCCACAUCCCACUCCAUUGGCUAGAGCAAUUAAUCCCCAAUAAGUAUACCAAAACAAAAAUUUCAAAUUACGAGUUGCUAGGAGCCUUAUCUCGCGCCCAUCGAAUUAUUGGGAAGUUCGUUUUCGUUUUAUCCAACAUUCAACACACACGCAGCUGCUGCUUUUAUUAUUGCCGCCCCCUUUUCUAAGUUUACUCAAUUACUGUGAAAAUACAUACAUGUGUAAAUACA
Messenger RNA from Drosophila guanche, 2677 nucleotides. RefSeq names its product TBC1 domain family member 17 (gene Tbc1d15-17). The transcript is spliced from 3 exons. Gene Ontology annotation, molecular function: GTPase activator activity. Bases 89 to 2218 code for a protein of 709 amino acids. The record is from RefSeq and is a predicted model, not a curated record. Gene Ontology annotation, biological process: activation of GTPase activity. NCBI's taxonomy places the organism in Eukaryota, Metazoa, Arthropoda, Insecta, Diptera, Drosophilidae.